AUGGUUUAUACAAGGCGCGGCCUGUCACUUGCGAGAAUAAUUUUAGUGAAUUGUAAGGGUGAAACGGUGCUGGACAUUAUAGUUAAGCCUGAAUCGCCUGUUAUGGAUUACAACACUCGGUUCAGCGGCUUAACAAAGAAUUUGGUGGACGCAACGAUAUACGACUUCAAACAGGCAAGGGAAAGGUUUCUCGAGUUCGUUAACUCGGAAACCAUUCUAAUUGGGCAUAGUUUGGCAAGCGAUUUGAAAGCCCUACGCAUUGUCCACCACAAAAUAGUCGACACAUCUGACGUUUUUCCGCAUGAAAGAGGACCGCCAUAUAAAAGGUCAUUGAAAAAUAUCUUCAGUGAUAUUUUUCAUAUGAAAAUUCAGGAAAAAAACGGUUAG
Messenger RNA from Dracunculus medinensis (Guinea worm), 387 nucleotides. The record is from the annotation of a GenBank genome assembly. NCBI's taxonomy places the organism in Eukaryota, Metazoa, Nematoda, Chromadorea, Rhabditida, Dracunculidae.